AUGGCGCAACCAACUGGCGAGGAGUCGCCGCCGCAGCCGUCGCUCGCCGCCUCCGCACCGCCCGCCGCCCUCGCGGCCAGGGAGGUGGCCCACCUGCACCUACCGACGCCACCCGCCGCACAGGCCGCAUCGCGCGCCGCCGUCCGGGGCCGCCGCCCCGGGAGCCGAGGCCCUCCACACGGGGAUGAUCUGCCUGAUGAUGAGUUCGCCCGCCCUGACACCAGCUUUAGCGCCUGGCUGGAUAAUAUCGAGCAGUCACAGCGCGUCCAGACUGGCGUGCGUGCAGCGGUGAUCGCCGUGGUGGUGAUGAUCGCCCUCGGGCUGUGUUGCUGCUGUUUUAGGAGGUGGAGGGCGGCGGCCAGGAAGCGGCAGCUCGUCCAUCCCGUGUCCGAGGUUGCCACAGGAAAAGGUGCAAGAACUAUACAACAAUGGGAAAAUACUAGCCAUAUCCCCACAUAUCGACAAUCUAAUAAAACCAUUAUGAUGGAAGAUGGAGAUAUCUAUGAUUGCAUCGAUGUGAAUCUACAACCGGCUUUUAACCACCCGUUGUUGAAAAACCACACAAUUCAGAUGGAACCAAGUUCUUUUCCGAUUGGACUAAACAUAAAAUCUUCGUUCCCACAUGUCGUUUCACAAGUGCAUUUGUCUAUUGUCAAAUGCCCAAGAGGAAUGGUUCCAAUACUACGUAAUGGUAGAAGGAAUCAAAUAUCAGCACACUUUAUAGAUCAAGCGAUUAGCAAGGAUGCACAACUCGAGGAGGCAGGGCUGAAAUAUUUUGAUGAUUUAUAUGGGGUACAAGCUACAAUAAAUGUUUAUGAGCCAAAGGUGAAGAAGGAUAGCGGGGAUCUUAGUCAAACAGGGAUCCAAAUUGAUAACGGACCAAAGGGUCAUAUGGACAGUAUAAAUGCUUGUUAUUCAGUAUCUCCAAGCUUCUAUGGCGAUACUUUUGCGAGGUUUCAUGUUGGUUGGCGCGAUGGUGUACAAAACAAGUCAUGCAUUGAUCAUGAUUGCCCUGGUUUUGUUCAAGUUAGCCACAAUGUUGGCCUUGGAGGAAGAGUAAAACCUGUUACAGUUUACAAUGGACCACAAUAUGUGAUAUACAUUCUUACAUUCAAGGACCCAAAGACACAUAAUUGGUGGUUGGCGUAUGGUAAAGACAAAACACCAGUUGGAUAUUGGCCAAGUUCAUUAUUCACUCGCCUUAAGGAUAAAGGGAACUUUUCAUACACUGGUGGGCAUGUUUCAGGACCGACGGCUUCAUCAGACUCUCCACAAAUUGGCAGUGGGCAUUUUGCCUCCGAAGGCUAUGGAAAAGCGGCUUUUAUAAAAGACAUCCAAAUUAUUGAUAACAACAACAAGCUUGUAACACCAAAUGAAGAGAAAGCGAUUAGAGGCAGUAGUGAUGUAAGGAAAUAUACCAUCGGCAAUUAUGGAGUUGACGACCAUGGUGUGCAUAUGUACUAUGGUGGGCCGGGUAAUUUUGUCUAAGAAUGUACCCUACAAACUACAAUAAAGAUGUCAUUAUA
Molecule: messenger RNA, 1526 nt
Organism: Triticum dicoccoides
Lineage: Eukaryota; Viridiplantae; Streptophyta; Magnoliopsida; Poales; Poaceae
Exons: 8
Coding region: 1-1488 (495 amino acids)
Source: RefSeq, a predicted model, not a curated record